This is a messenger RNA of Mus pahari (shrew mouse), 953 nucleotides long. Its product is annotated as calcitonin gene-related peptide 2. The record is from RefSeq and is a predicted model, not a curated record. The coding region runs from base 82 to 471 and encodes 129 amino acids. Gene Ontology annotation, cellular component: extracellular region. Gene Ontology annotation, molecular function: calcitonin receptor binding; hormone activity. The transcript is spliced from 5 exons. Lineage: Eukaryota; Metazoa; Chordata; Mammalia; Rodentia; Muridae.
GACGCCUACAGCCGUGUGUGUGCUCUUCUGGAGUGGACACUUCGCUCUCGCUGUUCCAACACUCGGGCUACCAGAGACAUCAUGGACUUCUGGAAGUUCUUUCCUUUUCUGGCUCUCAGCAGCAUAUGGGUCCUGUGCCUGGCCAGCGGCCUCCAGGCCGCCCCUUUCAGGUCAGCUUUGGAGAGCAGCCUAGACCUGGGCACCCUCAGCGACCAGGAAAAACACCUCUUGCUUGCUGCCCUGAUGCAGGACUAUGAGCAGAUGAAGGCCAGGAAGCUGGAACAGGAGGAACAGGAGACUGAGGGCUCCCGUGUCACUUCCCAGAAGAGAUCCUGCAACACUGCCACCUGUGUGACCCAUCGGCUGGCAGACCUGCUGAGCAGAUCAGGAGGUGUGCUGAAGGAUACCUUUGUGCCCACCAAUGUGGGCUCUGAAGCCUUCGGCCGGCGCCGCAGGGACCUUCAGGCCUGAGUAACUAGCGGCUCCUGGAAGAAGGUUACAUAAAGUUGAACUCACCAUGCCUAUUAAUUUUUUUAUUAAACAACCCGAUGAGAAGACCUCAAGGACAAUGUGUAUGUUUGCAUCCUGAUAGAUAAUGAGGGAAACCACCAUUGUUACUUAAAAGGAAUGAAAUCAAGUAUAAAUGAGUUAUUUCUGUGUUUGUUUGCAUCAUUUUUAUACUGAGUCUGUGGCCAGUCAAAUAUGAUGGUGUCUCCCACUGGCAUCCUUUGCAGCAAACCAAAUAAGUUCUCUAAGAGCCAUCCAGCCGAGGGUAGCAGCUUUGUUGAACCUUAGGGAGAUGUGAAAUCACUGCCUCUUGUAGCCACUGGGGACCUGUGGUAGAGGAGAUGCUGUGCCUUUAUGUCUCAGAACAUGAUUGUAAAUUUAUUUAAGGAAAUGUCAAAUUGUACCAUUUGUGAACUUCAUCAAAAUUAAAACAUAUUUUGGAUACA